Molecule: messenger RNA, 2486 nt
Organism: Pezoporus occidentalis (night parrot)
Lineage: Eukaryota; Metazoa; Chordata; Aves; Psittaciformes; Psittacidae
Gene: WIPF2
Product: WAS/WASL interacting protein family member 2
Exons: 8
Coding region: 157-1485 (442 amino acids)
Molecular function (GO): actin binding
Source: RefSeq, a predicted model, not a curated record
GGGCGGCGCAGGAGCGGCGGGGGCCGCCAUUUUGUCUGUCGGAGGCCGGACGGAGCCGCCGGGCCGCGUUUCCGGGUGCGGCGGGAGGAGGCCGCGGGCGGCCGGCAUGAGUGACCAGGCUUGUCCCCACCUCUGAGCCACCGGAGCGGGGCCACGAUGCCGAUCCCGCCGCCGCCGCCGCCCGGGCCCCCGCCGCCUCCCACCUUCAGCCAGGCGAACACAGAGCCACCAAAACUGAGCCGAGAGGAGCAGCGGGGCCGCGGGGCCCUCCUGCAGGACAUCUGCAAAGGGACCAAGCUAAAGAAGGUGACACAAAUCAAUGACCGGAGCGCACCCAUCCUAGAGAAGCCCAAGGGCAGUGCUGGCGGUGGCUGCAGCUACAGCUCCAGCUCAGCUGCCAUCCAGCCAAAGGGUGGCCUCUUCCAAGGCGGCGUUCCCAAGCUGAGACCCGUGGGAGCGAAGGACAGCUCAGACAGCUCGGGUAAGCAAACCCUGCAAGUCCCCGGCUCCAGAGCAGCCGCCCCCAGGCCCCCGGUGCCGGCCAGCAACAGCCGACCUCAAGAUGAUGCCGACAACAGCCGGGGCUCGCCGCCGGAGCUGCCGCGCACGCAGAGGCCGUCGCUGCCGGACCUGUCCCGGCCCAACGCUGCCGGCAGCACCGGCAUGAAGCACAGCUCGUCCGCCCCCCCGCCCCCCCCACCGGGCCGCCGUGCUGCUGCCCCCCCGGCUCCCCCCCCAGCGCACAGCGCCAAGGUCUCGCCCUACAACCGGGAGAAGCCGCUGCCGCCCACCCCGGGACAGCGCCUGCCCGCCAGCAGGGACGGGCCCCCGGCCCCACCGCCCAUCAAACCGCCCCCCUCCCCGGUCAGCAUCCGGACUGGGGCAGGGGCUCAGGGCCAGUCCCUCGCCCCCCCUCCACCCCCUUAUCGACAGCCCCCCAGUGUCCCCAAUGGCCCUUCCAGCCCCAUCAACGAAUCCGCCCCGGAGCUGCCGCAGAGACACAACUCCUUGCACAGGAAGGCGCCGGGCCCUUUGCGGGGUCUGGCACCGCUGCCACCCGCUUCAGCCUCCCCAUCUCUCCAGAGCAGUCGCCCCCCUCCUCCAGCCAGAGACCCCCCCAGCCGGGGAGCAGCUCCGCCGCCCCCUCCGCCGCUGCUGCGCAAUGGGGGGCGUGAUGCCCCCCCACCUCCGCCCCCCUACAGACUGCACGGCUCCACCGAGCCCCCCAGCAGGGGGAAGCCACCGCCACCCCCCACGAGGACACCGGCCGGGCCCCCCCCGCCGCCGCCACCGGUGCGCAACGGGCACCGGGACUCCAUCGCCACCGUCAGAGCAUUCCUGGAUGACUUUGAAUCCAAAUAUUCCUUUCAUCCCGUUGAAGACUUCCCAGCCCCAGAAGAAUAUAAAUACUUCCAGAGAAUCUACCCCAGCAAAACAAACAGAGCUACACGUGGGGCCCCCCCUCUGCCCCCCAUCCCCAGGUGAAAGCGGGCUGCACACACGGAUUGAUCCUGAGCAGACACACGGAGACCUCCUUCCCCUUCCUCCGCUGGACCCUCCCCACCUCCCUGCAUGAGAAACUCCCAGCGUCUUUGGUUCUCCCAGGACCAGCAGCUUCCGCCAGCCCAGCUCCCUCCAUCCUCAUCUAUGCAUCUCCCCCGGGACCAACGGGACCUUUCCUCCUCCCUCCUCGCAGAUCCCGGGUUCCUGGUAAUCCCGCUGCAGCUCGGGAGCCAGACACAAGGACUUGGGGCAGAGCCUGUCGGGACCAGGGGUAUCUCAGUGCCCGAUUCCCUGGGGCAGAGCAAGGGCUUGGAGAGGAGCUGGGAUAGGGCAGGAGCUGGAAGUGCUGCGGGAUCACCGGCAGAGCGAGGGGCAGCCGGGAUGUUGGGAUGGAGCUUCCUUAUCCCGGCACAGCCGAUUGCUGUUUUGCACAGGAGCCAGUGGAGGAGCAGGGGGUGAGUGGGAACCCCCCGGAACCCCUUCCCACAGCGCUGGGGUUGGAUGGGGUGAGGAGGCACCUGGCUUUUAACGCUGAAUUCCCGAACUGGAGCAUUUUAACGGGAAAACACUAAUUAUCCAUGGAGCAAACUGGGGCUGCUGUUAUUGGGGGGGGGUGUUUGUUCUCUUAGGUGACGGGGGGACCCGUGCCUGGGGUGGGGGGGCUCCAGCUGACGUUUUGCCUUACCCCUGUCCCUACUGUUGGUACCUUGCUGGUUUCUCUGGCAUUCCUCACUGUGCGGGGGGGGGGGGGCUGGAUAUUAACUGUAGUUACUGAUCUCUUUUGUACUACCAGAGGCUGUGGGGGGGGCACUGCGGGUGUACUAACCCCUCCCCGCUAACUGUCCUGUGCUUCCUUUGGGGUUUCUAUGGAGGUGGAGCGAGGCGGGGUGAGGGGCUGCGCUGGAGGACGGGCCCCCCCUCCCUCCCUCUGUAAAUAAGGGUUCAAUACAAAGGUUCUCCCCCAGCGCUGGCAGCCCCCCCCU